UGCUCCCCUGUGAAUCCAGGAGCCUAUUUCACACUGAGCAAAGCUAGUCGUUACCUCUUAAGUAUCCGGAAUCAGUUCGGUAGCCUCGCGGUGUUCCACAGUCUUGGUUUUAGAAGAUGUUUCGCGUGGUUUCAGAGAACACUUACGUGGGUUAUCAGCUAUCUUUUAUCUAACAACGCGGAAUUUCUGGUGGAGUCGCGAAACGGCGAGUCACCUGCUUCACUUUCAUUCAAAUCCUACAAGCAACCAAUCCGCGCUGCAACUCCACGACUUCUCACAUUUAGGAUCCAUCAACAUUCCCAUGCCCUUUUUGUUCAAUGCUGGGGCUAUAAGCACUUUUUCAUACACUAUGUUUUUCCGUUCGGGCAUAUCUUUCUUUUACUUUUCCUGUAGUCCUUGAAAGAAAAAGAAAAUAAGAGGGGUUGUGACAUAUUUGUCUUGGAUAUUGUUCACGCGAGAAAAUGCCUGUGCGUCGGGGACAUGUCGCUCUCCAAAACACCUAUCUGGACACCAUCAUCAGGAAAUUCGACGGACAAAAUCGUAAAUUCCUGAUAGCCAACGCUCAGAUGAAGAACUGCGGGAUUAUCUACUGCAAUGAGGGCUUCUGUCAGAUGUUUGGUUUCUCACGAGCAGAGAUCAUGCAGCAGCCCUGCACCUGUCAGUUCCUGGUGGGGCCGGGAACUAUGAAGAGCGCACUGGCACAGCUGGCACAGGCCCUUCUCGGAUCAGAGGAGCGCAAGGUGGAGAUCCUGUACUACUCUAAGGAAGGGACAUGUAGACCUUGUUUGGUUGAUGUUGUUCCUGUAAAGAACGAGGAGGGAGUCGUUAUCAUGUUCAUCUUAAACUUCCAGGAGCUCUUAGAUCCCUCCAUGAAGAAAGGUGGCAUCAAACAGCGAAUGACAAACAGCUGGCUACAGGCAGGUCAAAGACGUAAGAUGAGGCUGCGAAUGCCCUCUCUCCGUGUGAAACGGCAGCCCUCCCUCCCUAAGGACCACUUUGAGGGAGUGGUGGUGGACUACCUACUGCCCUCUAGUGAGGAGGUGGCCUUGAAAGACUUGCAGAUGUCUUCCCAGGAGAGCUGCUUGAAGUCAGAGACCCAGGCCCUAAUUCAACAUAACCCCUCCACGUGUGGCUUCUCCGGCUCACUCUCACGGCCCUCAGACCAGCUAGAGCCCUGCGGACCCCCCCUCACAUACAGCCACUCCAGAGAGAGUGUAGGCAGUCUGCGCCGAGCCUCCUCACUGCACGACAUCGAUGGCAUGAGGAACCAGUGGAGUGAUCUGAAGCCCAGUAAUCUUAACUCCACCUCAGAUUCUGAUUUGAUGCGACACUGUGCCAUUGGCCGGAUCCCGCAGGUGAUGUUAGCAUUUGGCUCAGAUCGACUCAGACCCCCCUCCCCCACUGAGAUCGAGAUCAUUGCACCCAGCAAGAUUAAAGAUCGCACACAGAACGUCUCAGAAAAGGUCACUCAAGUCACACAGUGGGACCUAAAGGUGCUGUCACUUGGGGCGGAUGUGCUUCCCGAAUACAAGCUCCAAGCUCCACGUAUCCACAAGUGGACCAUCCUUCACUACAGCCCCUUCAAGGCAGUAUGGGACUGGAUAAUCUUACUCCUGGUGCUCUACACAGCUGUCUUCACGCCCUACUCGGCCGCCUUUCUCCUCAACGAGCAGGAAGAUGAGAUGAGGCGCACCUGCGGCUACACCUGCAACCCCCUAAAUGUGGUGGACCUUGUGGUGGAUGUCAUGUUCAUUAUUGACAUCCUCAUCAAUUUCAGGACCACGUAUGUCAAUCACAACGAUGAGGUGGUCAGCCAUCCAGCUCGUAUUGCUCAGCACUAUUUCAAGGGCUGGUUCCUCAUAGACAUUGUGGCUGCCAUUCCUUUUGACCUGCUCAUUUUCAAAUCAGGUUCAGAUGAGCCUCAAACCACCACUCUGAUUGGCCUUCUGAAGACCGCGCGGCUGCUGCGUUUGGUGCGAGUGGCAAGGAAACUGGACCGCUACUCUGAGUACGGUGCGGCAGUGCUCUUCCUCCUCAUGUGCACCUUCGCACUCAUUGCCCACUGGCUGGCGUGCAUCUGGUAUGCCAUUGGCAAUGUGGAGCGCACCAGCUCCUCCCGUAUCGGGGGCAUGAAGAUCGGCUGGCUGGACAACCUGGCCGACCAGAUCGGCAAGCAGUACAACGACAGUGAUUUCUCCUCCGGCCCCUCCAUCAAGGAUAAAUAUGUAACUGCUCUUUAUUUUACCUUCAGUAGCUUGACUAGUGUGGGAUUUGGAAACGUCUCUCCUAACACCAACCCUGAGAAGAUUUUCUCCAUAUGUGUCAUGCUCAUUGGCUCCCUGAUGUAUGCCAGUAUCUUUGGCAAUGUGUCCGCUAUAAUUCAGAGGUUGUAUUCAGGCACAGCUCGCUAUCACACUCAGAUGCUACGAGUCAAGGAGUUCAUCAGGUUCCAUCAGAUCCCAGGAGACCUUAGGCAGCGGCUGGAGGAGUACUUCCAGCAUGCCUGGUCCUACACUAAUGGCAUUGACAUGAAUGCUGUAUUGAAGGGUUUUCCAGAAUGUCUACAGGCUGACAUCUGUCUGCAUCUGAACCGGAGUCUGCUGCAGAACUGUAAGGCAUUCAGGGGGGCGAGUAAGGGCUGUCUGCGUGCUCUAGCCAUGCGUUUUAAGACCACCCAUGCCCCGCCCUGCGACACUCUGGUGCACAGCGGAGACGUUUUGACUGCCCUGUAUUUCCUCUCCCGAGGCUCGAUAGAAAUCCUCAAAGAUGAUGUGGUUGUGGCCAUAUUAGGAAAGAAUGAUAUUUUUGGGGAGCCCAUCAGUCUGUAUGCCAGGCCAGGGAAAUCAAGUGCAGACGUGAGGGCUCUGACCUACUGUGACCUGCACAAGAUCCUGAGAGACGACCUGCUGGAGGUGUUGGACAUGUACCCUGAUUUUUCAGACAACUUCUGGAGCAACCUAGAGAUCACAUUCAACCUUAGAGAUGCAGACAGAAUCAUGCAUCCAACACCAAGCGAGGACUCAGAAUGUGGGUACCGUCGUCCCAGACACCGGAGGAACCCCUUACAGCGCAAUCGACCUGAUGGGAUGGACCGAGAUGGGAUGGACACAUACCCAAUCCAGACCGGUUCUCCUGUCGGGAACCAUCGGGGAGUGAUGCCACUCUCACAGUGGGAUGAGUUAUGCAGUAAUACCAGUGAUGCUUCCCUGUCCAGUGAGGAGGACCUAAAGCCCCUGGUACCUGGCCGAGGGGAGAUAUACUCUCCAGGGAUAGAGAUGCAAGAAUACUCCACUUCUGCUGUCAGCAUGGAAGGAUCACAGGAGCGAGGGUCUCAUUCAUACACUGCAGCUCCUCUAAAUGUGUCUGGGCUAUAUGGCUAUUUGUCUGACCGUAGGGCCAGUCAGUACUCAGAAAGUCAGAGGCGCCCUUCUGCAGUGCAGACCUGUUACCAACAUCACAGCCUCUGCAAUGAGGACAGACCAAGCCAACUGCAGGCCCGUCUGGAACUACUACAGUCCCAGCUCAACAGAAUGGAGACCAGGAUGACAACUGAUAUAAAUGUGAUUCUGCAGUUGCUGCAGAGGCAGAUGGCUCCAGUGCCCCCUGCCUACAGUGCAGUUUCCCCUGAACCGCUCACAGCCCAUCCAGCUCACCCCACAAGCCUGUACACUACAGCAGUCCAAAACAUCAGGCCCUCUGUACAGAUCCCUGACAGGCCAUCAUCUACUGGUAAGAGCCCUGACAUGGACAGCUUCAAAUACAAGUCUCGUGACUCUCUGUCCAGUGGCAUCCAUCUGACAAUAGCCUCAAAUGACACCAUGUCCAUGUCCCCAGAGACGGAGCUGGCUGUGCCCACGGGACUGAGUCCCCCUCAGGAGACUCAUCAAGAGCUCCUUGGACUGCUGUGUAGAAGCCCACGAUUCCCCUCCCUCCCAAACAGUCUGGAAAGUCCAAACAUACUGGAGGAAUCACCAGAAAUCCAAAGGCAUGUGUCUGAUCCAGUCUUACAUGGCAGCUAGAGGCCAAAAACAGAAUUCUGGGUGUUCGACUGCAUUAUGUUUGAGCUCUAAAAGAGCACAACCAUCCUAAGAUGCAUAUUUACCACAUUUUCAUGGUUUCCGUUUUUCAGACAGCUCAAUAUUGCACUUGAAUAGAAUCUAUGCUUGCUCGAACUGAAAAAAUAUACUCAUGUUACUUGUGUUGACAUACAUUAGGUAAAAGGGUGUCCAAUUGAGAAAAUGAAUUCAUAAUGGUUGUUAUACAUUUCUCUGUUUUUUGUAUUUUGUUUCAUAUCCAUUCUUAUUAAGAGCUGGAUGUUUCCUCUGAUGCAAUAAAUCUCGGCUUUUGUACGACUACAAUAGGCGAAAAAAAAAAAAAACGCCUAUUAAUAUUUCUAAGACAAGAAAUCCUGGGGUCAAAGAAAAUCACAUUGUGAUCUGAGUGACUAUUUUCACCAUCAUGUUCUGCAAUGAUCAUUUUAAAUUAUUAUCUGGAAGUCAGGUUUGAGAUUUUAAGAUUUGUUUUAGUUAUUUUUACGUAGUAAACCUCAUGUCUUACGCUGGCAGAGAUUUAGAGGAUAGACCUUCUGAGGCAGUGCCAUCACUGAGAUGAGGACAUUUCACACCUAGACAGAUGAAACAUUGUCUGGGCUGUUUUCAGAGUAUAAUACAUUUCUUGUGUAUUGGUAUUGCAAAAGUGCAGGACUUAUUCGUUUUAAUCUAUAGAUUUUUUUUUUUUUUUUUUUUUAAGUAAAAUACUACUUAUACUAUUAUAUAUUUUUGUGUCAUGUUAGAUAUUUGACCCAAAUCUAAUGUAAUACUACAUCAGGUGACUAUAUGACUGGCAAUUAUUUUUUUUAAUUUGUCUGUUGGAUUAAUAGUAAGCAAAUGGACAUGAAUUUCGAGAUCAUGAAAUGAUAUUUCUCAAUUUAAAUGGUUUAUUUAUCCACUUUGUGAACUGAUAAGUGAGGUGUGUGUGUUGCAUAUGCUCCAAUGGGUGUGUGAACUAAUGGAAGUAGGAUCACUGUAUGUGAAAGACAAGGAAGUCAAGAUACUUGAGAGGAUAUUCCUUUGAAUUCUUCACAUUUUGAUUGAAGACAAGGACUUGAGUUGAAAUCAGUGUAAAUUCAAUGUUCACCUCUACAAUGAAAGCACAUGAAUGUAUGUAAAAUGAUUGAAACCCUUUAUUGGACAGUAAAGGUUUCUAAAAGCACACAAUAUUAUUUAUAUAUAUUUUUUUUAGAUUAA
This is a messenger RNA of Xyrauchen texanus (razorback sucker), 5246 nucleotides long. It is a transcript of the gene kcnh6a, whose product is annotated as potassium voltage-gated channel, subfamily H (eag-related), member 6a. Gene Ontology annotation, molecular function: inward rectifier potassium channel activity. The coding region runs from base 462 to 4019 and encodes 1185 amino acids. The record is from RefSeq and is a predicted model, not a curated record. Gene Ontology annotation, cellular component: membrane. NCBI's taxonomy places the organism in Eukaryota, Metazoa, Chordata, Actinopteri, Cypriniformes, Catostomidae. Gene Ontology annotation, biological process: membrane repolarization during action potential; regulation of heart rate by cardiac conduction; regulation of ventricular cardiac muscle cell membrane repolarization. The transcript has 17 exons.